Molecule: messenger RNA, 924 nt
Organism: Macaca mulatta (Rhesus monkey)
Lineage: Eukaryota; Metazoa; Chordata; Mammalia; Primates; Cercopithecidae
Gene: FGF23
Product: fibroblast growth factor 23
Molecular function (GO): growth factor activity
Source: RefSeq, marked inferred
GGGCCAGGAGAGUCCCGACAGGAGUGUCAGGUUUCAAUCUCAGCACCAGCCACUCAGAGCAGGGCGUGAUGUUGGGGGCCCGCCUCAGGCUCUGGGUCUGUGCCUUGUGCAGCGUCUGCAGCAUGAGCGUCAUCAGAGCCUAUCCCAAUGCCUCCCCAUUGCUCGGCUCCAGCUGGGGUGGCCUGAUCCACCUGUACACAGCCACAGCCAGGAACAGCUACCACCUGCAGAUCCACAAGAAUGGCCACGUGGAUGGCGCACCCCAUCAGACCAUCUACAGUGCCCUGAUGAUCAGAUCAGAGGAUGCUGGCUUUGUGGUGAUUACAGGUGUGAUGAGCAGAAGAUACCUCUGCAUGGAUUUCAGAGGCAACAUUUUUGGAUCACACUAUUUCAACCCGGAGAACUGCAGGUUCCGACACUGGACGCUGGAGAACGGCUACGACGUCUACCACUCUCCUCAGCAUCACUUUCUGGUCAGUCUGGGCCGGGCGAAGAGGGCCUUCCUGCCAGGCAUGAACCCACCCCCCUACUCCCAGUUCCUGUCCCGGAGGAACGAGAUCCCCCUCAUCCACUUCAACACCCCCAGACCACGGCGGCACACCCGGAGCGCCGAGGACGACUCGGAGCGGGACCCCCUGAACGUGCUGAAGCCCCGGGCCCGGAUGACCCCGGCCCCGGCCUCCUGCUCACAGGAGCUCCCGAGCGCCGAGGACAACAGCCCGGUGGCCAGCGACCCGUUAGGGGUGGUCAGGGGCGGUCGGGUGAACACGCACGCUGGGGGAACGGGCCCAGAAGCCUGCCGCCCCUUCCCCAAGUUCAUCUAGGGUGGCUGGAAGGGCACCCUCUUUAACCCAUCCCUCAGCAUAGCAGCUCUUCCCAAGGACCAGCUCCCUUGACGUUCCGAGGAUGGGAAAGGUGACAGGG